UCCGCGCAAAAGUCGAUAAUAUCAAGUAGGCCGUGAACGCUUUGAUUUGUGUUAUUUUCUUAGCAUAGAAACAGGUUUAACCAAUGACAGAUACCAAACAUCUCACCGUGUCACACUUCACCUGGUAUGUUAGUCAGAAUUCUGCCAAUUUUUGCCAAUUUUUCUCUGUUUUGGAAGGUUACGUUUUUUGAUAGUUAUUUUUCUGGAAUUGUUAGUUUGUGUGCUGACUUGUGGACAACACGUAACCUAAAUAUGGAAGACCAAGAUGGAAAGGCAGUAUUUACAAAAUAGUAUGGGGAGAUCUAAUAUUAUUUUUAGCCAUAUAUUAUGCACUCAAUUUUAGCUACGUGUAUGCCAUGAAUGAAUUUUCCAAAACUCAUUUCGAAAAAAUCGUAAUAUAUUGCUCAAAAAAUGCCAAUUUAAUACCUCUAAGUUUUGUACUGGGCUUCUAUGUCAACAUCGUCUACACUAGAUGGUGGAAUCAAUUCACCUCUAUACCAUUUCCAGACAAUUUAGCUUUACUAAUAGGUGCAAGCAUCAAGGGACAAGAUGAAAGAGCUAGAAUUGUUCGAAGAACUAUAGUAAGAUAUGUCUGUGUUACAUUCACUCUUACCCUGACAAUGAUGUCACCCAAAGUGAAGAAACGUUUUCCUACACUAAAUCAUUUGGUCCAUGCUGGUCUUUUAACGCAGGAUGAGAAAAAGAUUGUAGAAGAUUUAGAAAAGGAGUAUCCCAAUUAUCAAAAACAUUGGCUACCACUUGCUUGGGCUGCCAACGUUACAACUAGAGCUAGACAUGAAGGCAUUAUUAGAGAGGAUUUGUCUGUAAAGAGUAUCAUAGACCACAUAAACAUAUUCAGAGGAAAAUGUGGUGAUAUGUUAGCUUAUGAUUGGAUAAGUAUACCCUUAGUUUAUACACAGGUAGUCACCAUUGCAGUUUACAGCUACUUCCUAAUAACAGUUAUAGGGAAUCAAUUUAUUACGUCAAAAGACGACUUACUGUUUAAUUUUCCAUUUAUGCCAGUACUAGAAUUUUUCUUUUAUAUGGGUUGGCUGAAAGUAGCUGAAACUUUAAUCAAUCCAUUUGGAGAGGACGACGACGAUUUUGAAGUUGUUUGGAUGAUAGAUAGACAUAUUCAGACAUGCUAUCUUUUGGUGGAUAAAAUUCAUCAAGAUCAUCCAAAGCUAAUGAAAGAUUACUAUUGGCAACAAACAGCGCCAGACACCCUACCUUUUACUAUAGCUUCUCAACAGUAUAUGAAAGAAACGCCUGUACAAUCGGCUGAAAAUCUUAAAAUUAAAAAGACAGACCAAGAUUGGAUCAUUCCAGAGGAUAAAGGACAUGGCCACAGAGGAAAAUCAGUGUGGUCUGUUUUAAAAAAAUCAUUGUCAAGAAACAGAAAUGAAAAUGUGGGUUAUUACUUGAAAAGAAUUGCUGGAGAUGAUAAUGCAGAUGUAUUUGAUGAGAUAAAUACCUACGAACAAGAAGGUCCCAGUAAAAUUAGUAUCCCGCUAUUUCCAAAAACACAAUGCAACGAGAACGUAGAGGAAUUUGAGAAUCUCAAAACAGAAAGAAUGGAACUUCAUAGAGCAAAACUUUUACAGUACAUUCAAUUAAUUCAAGCUACCAAUAAAGAAAAUGUACCUGAUAAACAGACAUAUUUGAAAUAACUUUUUAACUAUAAACCACUACAAAA
Molecule: messenger RNA, 1696 nt
Organism: Sitophilus oryzae (rice weevil)
Lineage: Eukaryota; Metazoa; Arthropoda; Insecta; Coleoptera; Curculionidae
Product: bestrophin-2-like
Exons: 10
Coding region: 357-1670 (437 amino acids)
Molecular function (GO): chloride channel activity
Source: RefSeq, a predicted model, not a curated record